AUGGAGGCGGAACUGCAAGCGCAGAUUCCCGGUAUAGACCGUGUCAUCUCUGAAUACUCUGUGGGUUACCUAACCCACGCCUCCCAUGCCUACGUUGAAGAGGCAGACGCAAAUGCCCCCUCACCAUUAGCUGAAGCCGCCGAUACCGUCACCGAAAUUCUCGUCUCCGCCUCAGGCGACUUCUCGUCGGAGAAUGAGCUGGCAAUCCGCAACCUCGUCGAAAAGUUCAUUUCAUCGCUAAAUGCCGCGGAUGGCAUCGACGCAGAACGGCGGCAAAUCCCCUUCGCCGCCAAGAAGCUCGACCACACGAUCAAUGUCGGCGCACAAAGAAACAUGUCGUCAACGCUUGGGUUGGUAGGAGCAUCUGUGGAUUUGGAGUCAGCCGCUACGCGAAAGGUAGAGUCUCGAGUCGACCGGAAGAAGCUCGAAAAGGCAGAACGGAAGAUUAGGGCCAAACAAGAUAAGAAAUUGGUGAAGAACGUUCAAUACGAGGCAUCGAGACUGCUCGAUCAGCCAGAUAGCACUCAAUCGUACGAGGAGUUCUUCAUGGCUGUUAACCCUCUUCAACUGGGAGCUGAUGCUCAAUCCAAGAGCAAGGACAUUAAAGUCGAUGGAAUUGAUAUAUCUAUUGGCGGAAAGAGAAUUCUCACCGAUGCCUCGUUAUCGCUGGCUUACAGUCGAAGAUAUGGUUUGGUUGGUCAGAACGGUAUCGGAAAGUCUACACUGCUCCGCGCAUUGAGUCGUCGUGAAGUGGCAGUUCCAACUCAUAUUUCGAUUUUGCACGUUGAACAAGAGAUCACUGGCGACGAUACUCCUGCGCUUCAAGCCGUUCUAGAUGCCGAUGUUUGGAGAAAACACUUACUUCAAGAGCAAGAAAAAAUCACCAAACAACUGGCCGAUAUUGAUGUCGAGAGAUCAUCCAUGGCAGAUACAUCCAAGGAUGCCGCGCGGUUAGAUAAAGAGAGAGAUGGUCUUGACAUCACACUCUCCGAUAUACACGCAAAACUUGCCGAAAUGGAGUCAGACAAGGCAGAGUCUCGUGCUGCCAGUAUUCUUGCCGGUCUUGGAUUCUCACAGGAACGUCAAAAGUUUGCUACCAAGACAUUCUCUGGUGGUUGGAGAAUGAGAUUGGCUCUUGCCCGUGCACUUUUCUGUGAACCAGAUUUGCUUCUUCUCGACGAACCGUCAAACAUGUUGGACGUUCCAUCCAUUACCUUUUUAGCAAAUUAUCUUCAGUCAUACCCCAGUACAGUCCUGGUCGUUUCUCACGAUCGUGCAUUCCUGAACGAGGUCGCCACGGAUAUCAUUCAUCAACAUUCGGAACGACUUGACUACUACAAGGGAGCCAAUUUCGAAUCAUUCUAUGCAACCAAGGAAGAGCGCAGAAAGACCGCCAAACGCGAAUAUGAAGCCCAGAUGGCACAACGAGCACAUUUGCAAGCCUUUAUCGAUAAAUUCCGAUAUAAUGCUGCAAAGUCUUCCGAAGCACAGUCAAGAAUCAAGAAACUGGAACGCAUGCCAGUGCUCGAAGCACCAGAGAGCGAAUACGUCGUCCACUUCAAAUUUCCAGAAGUCGAGAAACUUUCUCCUCCUAUCAUUCAAAUGUCCGGGGUUGCUUUUGGCUACACCAAGGACAAGCCUCUCCUCAGUAAUGUUGACCUGGAUGUGCAACUUGACUCUCGUAUCGGUAUUGUUGGACCCAACGGUGCUGGUAAAACAACGGUGUUGAAACUGCUCAUUGGACAACUGCAACCUACCAGCGGCCUGAUCUCUCAAAACCCUCGUCUGAGAGUCGGCUACUUUGCUCAACAUCACGUUGACGCUUUGGAUCUCAACGACAGUGCUGUGGGCUUCAUGACGAAGAACUACCCAGGCAAAACUGACGAGGAGUACCGUAGACAUCUCGGAGCGUUCGGUAUCACUGGUAUGACAGGUCUCCAGAAACUCGGCUUGCUUUCUGGAGGUCAAAAGUCCCGUGUGGCAUUCGCCUGCUUGUCCCUUACCAACCCGCAUAUUCUCGUUCUCGACGAACCUUCUAACCAUCUUGAUAUCGAAGCUAUGGAUGCAUUGUCAGAGGCUCUACAGAAAUUCGAAGGCGGUGUCCUCAUGGUGUCUCACGACGUGACCAUGCUGCAGAACGUGUGCACCAGUCUUUGGGUCUGUGACAAUGGUCGUGUUGAGAAGUUCGAUGGAGAUGUUAAGGCUUAUAAGAAGAAGAUCUCUGCUCAGGCAGAUGCUGCAGGAGUUGCUAGGGCACAGUCUUAG
Molecule: messenger RNA, 2265 nt
Organism: Talaromyces marneffei
Lineage: Eukaryota; Fungi; Ascomycota; Eurotiomycetes; Eurotiales; Trichocomaceae
Exons: 8
Coding region: 1-2265 (754 amino acids)
Molecular function (GO): ATP hydrolysis activity; ATP binding
Source: RefSeq, a predicted model, not a curated record